Messenger RNA from Coregonus sp. 'balchen', 1681 nucleotides. The record is from the annotation of a GenBank genome assembly. NCBI's taxonomy places the organism in Eukaryota, Metazoa, Chordata, Actinopteri, Salmoniformes, Salmonidae.
GAGCAAAUAAACAGAGGCAACCGACUGACGUGGUUGUGAAAUUGACGACGUCACGACGAUUUGCGGCGGGAAGUGGGUUCCGAACAACAAUUAAUUGUAUAUAUAUAUAUGUUUUUUAUAUAUUAAAACACUUUUUGGGGGACACAAAAGGCCACUUUGGAAGGUAAGUAGAGCACCAUCUUUGCAAGUGCCUGUUUUCUAGAAGUGAUAAGCGAAAGUGAAAGUAGUCUUCUGAAUGGUAUAGACAAGUUUGUAACUUUUGAUGGGAAGACUACCAUUUCAGAAAGAUAAAGGUUGCCUAAACAUGCCGAGAGAGGACGUCAAGGAAUGUUUGGGAUAUUCUUAAAAGGUUUGGUCGGUGUUGCUUAGAGUGCGAUAUGAAUUCGUUAUGAAUAGUCUAUAAUCCAUUUUUUUUCCCUGCAUGAUAAGUGUCUCAAACUGUAUAUGCUGUAUCCCCAUCUGUAUUCAUUGAUCAUUUCCCUUUUCCGCAAUAAAUUACAAUGUAUUUAUAAGAUUAACCCUAAUCCUAACCUCAGCACGAACUCUAACCCUAACCUUAACCCUCCUUUACAAAGGCCUACAGUGUAAGUACAGUGUAACACUGAGUAGUUACAAUAGUCCCUAUUUAUACCACACUGUCUGGAAUACAGGAAUAAUUACACACGUUUUUCUCACCUAUUCUAAUAUUCUGUGUCUAGUGAUUGACCUACAAUGGCGUCUCGUUCGGUACCGGGUCUGCUGCUGGAAACGCUGAAGAAUCUGGGCAAAUCUGAUCUGAAGGAAUUUCAGUGGCACCUGAUAAAUGGUGGUGUGUUGGAUGACUGCUGCUCUAUCCCAAAGGCCCGGUUGGAGUGUGCUGAAAGGGAGGACACUGUGGAUAGAAUGGUGGAAACUUACAUGGAAAAGGGUGCUGUGAAGAUCACACUGGCGAUUCUGAAGGUGAUGAAACAAAACAAUCUUGCCAAGGAUUUAAAUGAUAAGUACACAGGUAAUACAUCAGUUUUGAAGAUAUUAUGGUAUUCCCUGUCUAAUGAUAGAAAGGGCUCAUCCAUUUGAUCUGAUUCUCAUACUGCACUUAUGUUCUGUUUUGUCAGAACAAUGUAAACCAUUAUGAAGGAGAAAUGCAGUUAAAUGUUAUUGUCUAUUUCCUCUCUCGCUCCCCCCUCCCCCUUCUCUCUCUCGCUCUCUCGCUCUUUCUCUAGCUCUAGCAGGAGGUCCAGGCCAUGUUGGGGUAGCAGGUGCAGGGAGGGGAUCUUCUGCUGUCCAACCCAUCACAAUCUCAGCUCAGAAUGGGAGCUAUGCCUUUUGUCCCAUAGUGACUGGUAACACUGUUGCUGGAUCAAUCAAUUUCCCUACAGGUAAUGAUUGGCAAUAUAAAAUACGCAAUUAUCCAAAAUGAUUUCAAACAAAAUAAUCAACUGAGAAUUGCACGCAUAUGAGACAUGAAUAGUGUUCAAUUAAACAUAAAUAGAUAUCACUCACUCAAUAAUCUUAAUCGCAGCAGCUGGCACAUAGGAGAGCACAAAUGAUCUCCACUUAAUUAAUCUGCAUGAAUUGAUAUACCUUCUCACUUCUUGCAGGCCCUGCAGCAUCCCAACUUCCCAGGUCCCUGAAAGAAGCAGACCCUUUCCUGGUGUCAGACCUGGAGGGAUAGAUCACCUCCUAAUACACUGCCAUAUCC